UCUAAUCAAAACUAGUGAAAGGGUGAUAAUGUUUUUUACACUAAAUGAGAUUGUGCAAUGGAUUGGACUUACUGUAUUUGAAAUAUGGAUCAAUCUUAUAACGCUCACUAUAUUUUCUGUACUGUUAGCUCUUAAAAUUGAUGGUGUAUUGAAUAGUGCAUGGUGGACAAUAUUUGCACCUUUGUUUGUGAGUGAUGCGAUGAAUGCAUACUUUUGCUGUAUUGUAUGCAUAAGAAUGAAUCUGGAAAAUUCUUAUAAAGCUUCUUUAUAUAGAGCAUCUUGGAGUGGAAUAUUUUUAGGGCUAACAUUUGUUUUCAAAUUUUUACUUUGUAGAAAACUACAAGGUGAUUCGGCUAUAGAAUACAGUGAAGUUUUUGCACCAUUAUUUAUAUUGUUACAAUUGAUAGCAGUACGUGCAUGUCAAUUACAUCAAUAACAUUCUUAACCAAAAGAUGCUCUUAUAUUUAUGGACAUAAAUAUUGUUGUACUAUAAUCAUAAUUAUAUCUGUAUGUUUCAUUUUUUUCAAGUAAACUGACAACUACGCUAUUGUAAAUAAGCUUUGUAGCAUAAUCUGACUGAGACAUACAAAUAGAGAGCUAUUUACUUAUGUUACUUUGAAAAUGUUUACACCUGAAACCAAAACACAUUUUAAAUUCAUAUCCAUUUGUUUCUGAUUUUUUUGGCCAUUUAUGACAUAGCAAUAAAAUUUAAACAACUA
Molecule: messenger RNA, 719 nt
Organism: Bombyx mandarina (wild silkworm)
Lineage: Eukaryota; Metazoa; Arthropoda; Insecta; Lepidoptera; Bombycidae
Product: transmembrane protein 203
Biological process (GO): intracellular calcium ion homeostasis
Cellular component (GO): endoplasmic reticulum
Source: RefSeq, a predicted model, not a curated record